Peromyscus eremicus (cactus mouse) is the source of this 1311-nucleotide messenger RNA. Its product is annotated as killer cell immunoglobulin-like receptor 3DL1. The transcript is spliced from 7 exons. The record is from RefSeq and is a predicted model, not a curated record. NCBI's taxonomy places the organism in Eukaryota, Metazoa, Chordata, Mammalia, Rodentia, Cricetidae. Bases 1 to 1311 code for a protein of 436 amino acids.
AUGGAGAAAGAGGAAGAAAAUGUAAGACAUGGAAGAGGAGAUGAAGUGGAGUGGAAGGACCAGCAGAAGGUGGUACAAAGAAGUUUAUACAAGAAACCUUCUCUGUCAGCCCUGAUGGGCCCUGUGGUGAUGUCAGGAGAGAAUGUGACCUUGUCCUGCAUCUCUGACCAUCAGUUUGACAUGUUCCAUCUCGCCAGGGAAGGGAUGUCUCAGGGACAUGGGCUGCCUACAGUGCAGAGCCACAGUGGGACACUCCAGGCCAAAUUCCUUCUCAGUCCUGUUAUGCAGAAAGGGAACUAUAGAUGCUAUGGCUACUUCAGUAACUCUUUCCAAGUGUGGUCAUCACCAGGAAUCUACAGGAAGCCUUUUCUUUUGGCCUUACAAACUCCCCUGGUGAAUUUAGGAGAGAAGGUGACACUGGAGUGUCAUUCAAAGAUUAUGUUUGAAUCUUUCACUUUGACUUCACACGAAAAAGGAACAAUCAAGGACUUUCUCCAGCUUUCUGCUGAAAAUCAUCUUGGGAGGUCCCAGGCUAACUUCAAAAUAGGUCCUGUGACACCUGACCAUGCUGGGACUUACACGUGCUAUGGUUCUUACAAUCACUCACCAUAUGAGUGGUCUGAAUCCAGUGACCCCGUUGACAUAAAGAUCACAGGUUUAUACAAGAAACCUUCUCUGUCAGCAAUGGUGGGCCCUGUGGUGAUGUCAGGAGAGAACAUGAACUUGUCCUGUGUGUCUGACCUUCAGUUUGACAUAUUCCAUCUGUCCAGGGAAGGGGUGCCUCAGGGGCAUGGGCUGCCUGCAGUGCAGAGCCACAGUGGGACAUUCCAGGCCAAAUUUCUUCUUGGUCCUGUAAUCCAGAAAGGCAACUAUAGAUGCUAUGGCUCUUUCGGGAACUCUUCCCUAGUGUGGUCAUCUGCAAGUGACCCAUGGUACCUUCCUGAAUCAGAUAACCACAGGAACCUGAAUACUCUGAUUGGGCUGUCAGUGACCAUGAUCCUUGUUGUCCUCAUCAUCAUCCUCCGCUGUUAUUGUUGUUCUGGCAUAAAAAGAAAGUCUCAGGAACAAGCUAGUGAAUGUCCUCUGAGUAGUGUGAGAAACCAAGACCAGAGAAAUACAGCCAUCAUGGACCAAGAGUCUGAAGUGAGAGCAACACUGAACAGACAGGACUCUGAAAGACAAGAAGUGCAGGAGGUGGCAUACUUAAAAUUUGAUCAGAUGAUCUUCAAACAAAAAUUGACCACUCCCAAUUCCCAGAUUCCCAAGGAAUUUUCUACUAAUCCCAGUGUGUACAUGGAAGUCAGAAAAUGA